AAGUAUCAAAAAACACACACAAAACUCAAAUAGUUUACAAAAUAUUUGCUUUGUCCCUUGGACAGCUCUCUCAAAAGAUUUUGAAUUCUUUCUUUCUAAAACGCCUUCUCCCUCCUUCCUUUACAUACUUUUCGAGACCAAAAAUUAGUUUUGCGUUCAUACCCGCCUUCACAUCUCUUUCAAAUCAUCGGUCAUGGACGAAACAAUUGUGCGCUUCCAACCCCCGACUUUUGGGAACCUUAUUACAGUUUUGAGUAUUGAUGGAGGAGGAAUUCGAGGGAUUAUUCCAGGAACUAUACUUGAUUUUUUGGAGUCUGAACUUCAGAAAUUAGAUGGCGAAGAGGCAAGAAUUGCAGAUUACUUUGAUGUCAUCGCUGGGACAAGCACGGGAGGACUAGUGACAGCCAUGAUAUCUGCACCAAAUGACAAGAAUCGCCCAUUGUUUUCUGCCAGAGAUAUUAAACAAUUCUACCUUGAUCAUUGCCCGAAAAUCUUCCCCCAAAACAGGACAUGGGCAAUAGCAAAGAUGUUGAAAUUUUUGUCUGGUCCAAAAUACGACGGUAAAUAUCUCCACAAACUUGUGAAGGAAAAGCUUGGAGACACCAAAUUGCACCAAACGUUGACUAAUGUGGUGAUUCCCACGUUUGACAUUAAGCUCCUUCAACCCACCAUAUUUUCCAGCUACGAGGUGAAUAGUAAUCCAUCGUUGGAUGCUUAUUUGUCGGACAUUUGCAUAUCUACCUCAGCCGCUCCCACUUAUCUUCCGGCUCAUUACUUCAAAACCGACGGCGGCGCCGCCGGAAAAUUCAGGGAGUUUAACCUGAUCGACGGCGGCGUUGCUGCCAACAAUCCGACGUUGGUGGCAAUUGGAGAGGUGACGAAGGAGGUGAUAAGAGAAAAUCCAGACUUUUUCGCAAUAAAACCGAUGGACUACAAAAGGUUUCUGGUCAUAUCGCUGGGUACCGGAGCUCCGAAGGCGGAAAUGAAAUACACGUCGGAGCAUGCGGCGGAGUGGGGGAUGUUGGACUGGUUGACCAGCGGCGGCUCCACUCCCAUCAUUGACGUCUUCUCCCAAGCAAGCUCCGAUAUGGUGGAUCUCCACCUCUCUGUCGUUUUCCAAGCCCUCAACUCUCAACAAAACUACCUUCGUAUUCAGGAUGAUACGUUGAGCGAAGUGGUAUCUUCGGUGGAUGUGGCUACAAAGAAGAAUCUAGAUGAUCUUGUGAAGGUGGGAGAAGGGUUAUUGAAGAAGCCAGUUUCGAGGAUUAAUUUAGAGACGGGAAUCUUCGAGGCUUCUAAUUCAAAUUCUGAAACCAAUGAACAAGCCCUUAUAAGAUUCGCCAGGUUGCUGUCUGAAGAGAGGCGGCUCCGCGAUGCCAGGUCCCCUCAUGGACGAGCUGGAAGCUUGAAAUUACAAAGUGAAUCUCACGUCAAUGGAAUUUAAAUUGCCAUUUUUCAUAAUUAUUAUUUGUAAAUUUGUUUGUUGGUUUCAUAAUUAUUAAGGAUAAUUUUAUUUGUUUCAUAAGAUUUGUUCAUUCAAGAAAAUAAAAGAAUCCCGCUACGUCAACGUUGGAAUAAUAUCUUUGUGGGGUGGAGAAUUAAUAAAUAGAUACUAUUGAUUUUUGAAAUGAUAAUAAAUGUCUAUGUUGUAUUA
Molecule: messenger RNA, 1654 nt
Organism: Momordica charantia (bitter melon)
Lineage: Eukaryota; Viridiplantae; Streptophyta; Magnoliopsida; Cucurbitales; Cucurbitaceae
Product: patatin-like protein 2
Biological process (GO): lipid metabolic process
Molecular function (GO): glycerophospholipase activity; monoacylglycerol lipase activity
Source: RefSeq, a predicted model, not a curated record